Molecule: messenger RNA, 681 nt
Organism: Fibroporia radiculosa
Lineage: Eukaryota; Fungi; Basidiomycota; Agaricomycetes; Polyporales; Fibroporiaceae
Exons: 2
Coding region: 1-681 (226 amino acids)
Source: RefSeq, a predicted model, not a curated record
AUGACCUCCAGCAACACAUGGAGCUCAGCCAUAUGUCUAGAUUCCAUAUACCAUGUCCAGCACAAGGCCUUUGCACGACAGACACAGCUUGUGGAGCAUUUCAACAGUGCCCAUACAGAUCUUCUGGGUGAAGGCUGGCCACCCCCGUUGGGAAAACUGAAGCUUGUCCGAACACCAUGUAUUCGCACAGCAUAUACCAAUGAUCUUCCUGCCAUUCCGUCCUCAAGCACUCCCUCGUAUGACAUGGUUGCACCACACAUCACCCGCGCCCUUAAAAGGCCCCUAGAACUUAGUCAGUUGCAGCUCUCUUCUUCACAGCGCACGCGGAAGUGGGCGAAAAUGGCUGUACAGGAGCCAGUGGAAGAGGAGGAGGAUGAUGACAUGGAAGUAUUGGAAGACCUACCCUCAGAGCUUGCCCUCCCUAGCGGCCGGGAGUUCUUCUCUGACUUCAUCUUCCGCAGGAAGCCACCAGAGCCCGCGGCACAGCUCGCACGCCCGCAAUACAUUGUGUUCCUCCCUAUCCGCGAGGAGCCGCCGGUCAGCAUGGGUUACGGCGCCUUCAAAGCGAGGUUCGCAGAACUGGAGAGGGCGGGACUCAUCGACGGUACUGGCGAAUGGCCGGACGAGUCGAGCAGAUCUGAACCUCCAGAGGGCUUCAAGCGUCCCUUCGAAAAAUCGUAG